Castor canadensis (American beaver) is the source of this 985-nucleotide messenger RNA. It is a transcript of the gene Borcs8, whose product is annotated as Bprotein-1 related complex subunit 8. The record is from RefSeq and is a predicted model, not a curated record. Gene Ontology annotation, cellular component: BORC complex. NCBI's taxonomy places the organism in Eukaryota, Metazoa, Chordata, Mammalia, Rodentia, Castoridae.
ACGGGCGACUUAGGCCGCGUUCCCUGUCUCUGGACUUCCGGUGUCAGCCGCUGAUCUUCCGGUGCCCGUCCUCAGCUUCCGCAGGCCGCUAUGGAGGAACCAGAGAUGCAGCUCAAGGGGAAGAAAGUCACAGACAAGUUUACCGAGAGCGUCUACGUCCUGGCCAACGAGCCGUCAGUGGCCCUGUACCGGCUGCAGGAGCACGUACGCCGCUCACUGCCCGAGCUGGCCCAGCACAAGGCCGACAUGCAGCGAUGGGAGGAGCAGAGCCAGGGAGCCAUCUACACCGUGGAGUACGCCUGCAGCGCCGUGAAGAACCUCGUGGACAGCAGCGUCUACUUCCGCAGCGUGGAAGGCCUGCUGAGACAGGCCAUUAGCAUCCGGGACCACAUGAACGCCACCGCCCAGGGCCACAGGUAGCUUUGCCAGGGCCACUGCAGCCUCCUCCUGUGGGGACACCGGCAGCUCAGUCCCUGGUGGCCACUUCUUGCUGGGUAGAAAGCCUCGUCUCACGGUGCGGUGACUUCUGCUGGUCCUUUGAAACUGUAGCACCCAGAUUUGAGCUCUGCUGUGUGCCCAGCUCAGGGGACAGGGCGGUGACCAGCACAAGCAAGGUCACGGGAGCCCCAGGAACUGAGUGAACACAUAACAGACGAGCAUUUCAGACUCAUGGUGGAGGAAGCAGAGGGGUGUGGGCCUCACGAGUUGGCCUCAGUGACAUCCACUUGGAUGUGACCAGGGGAGGAGGGGGCAGCAAGUGCAAAGGCCCUGGGGCUUGGCGACUGGGCACGUUACAGGAACGGGGAGGCAGGCGUGGCUGGAGCAGGUGACCGAGGAGACAUGGGGGUCGGGGAGGCGGCCCAGGCCUCUCCACCUGGUGCCCAGUCACCCUGUGCUGAGAGGUUCUGAGCAGAGGCGUAGAUGGCUUGAGGAUGAAACUACUUGCAGUGCAGCACAGCGGGCGUGGGUUUGGAGGAGGGGCGCU